Messenger RNA from Penaeus vannamei (Pacific white shrimp), 2730 nucleotides. NCBI's taxonomy places the organism in Eukaryota, Metazoa, Arthropoda, Malacostraca, Decapoda, Penaeidae. The record is from RefSeq and is a predicted model, not a curated record.
AUGGAGAAGUGGAUGUUUUCAAUGGGAAACGAGUGUAAGUUGUGUUUAGUCAUUUGCAUCAAUUAUCUUUGCUCAGAGUGCAUAAAAAUCAUCACACGCCUAGGUGUGGUUGGAUGGUCAAAGAGGAGAGUGAGGUGGCAGUCGGGCUGUGGUUCACAUGGCCACCUGCCAAGGAACCGUCGUGCGCCACCUGGCCUCCAGUUACUCGAACACACUAUUAAGUACAAGUGGAAUGACUUGUCGUCCAGCAGAAAGGUCUUUAUUAAGGAAAACACGAUGCAACUUGUCACUGACGGAACCCUUGACCCUUCUGACAGAGUGUCGAGGCUAGUUGUAGAGAUGAUGAAGCGUGAGUGGCCACAGCAAUGGCCGGGGCUGCUUGAUGAACUCCAUGCGCUUUCUAAGAGAGGGCCAACUCAGACGGAGCUGGUGCUUUUCGUGUUCCUGAGGAUUGCGGAGGAUGUGGCAACGUUGCAGAACUUGGAGUCAAACCAAAGACGAAGAGACUUGUACCAGGCGAUGACAGCCAAUAUGGAGAGCAUGUUUGGCUUUUUCUUGUCGUUGCUUGAAGAGAAUUACAAGCUGUACGAAGCCACCAUGAAAGCACAGAAUCUCCAGCCAGCACAGCAACACUGCAGGGUUAUGCAGGUAGUUCUGAUGACUCUGACAGUGUAUGUGGAGUGGGUUUCAGUGCAACACAUCUUCGCAGAUGAUGGGAAACUCCUGAAGUCACUCUGCUUCUUGCUAAGCGAAGACAAUCUCAAGAUGGAGGCUGCGGAAUGCCUGCUGCAAAUUGUGAGUCGGAAAGGAAAACUGGACGAGCGAAGACCCCUCAUUCUCCUGUUCGGCAAGGCCCCCAUGUCGACCAUAUUUGCCGCAGCAGACAGAGCUGUGAUGGGACUGAGUGAACAUAAUUACCGGUUCCUCAAAACGCUAACUCAGGUCCUCACAGCCCUGGGCUCCCAACUCUGUGCGUUGUGGGGUAAGGAAGCAGAUGUUGGCGAACCCCACUUCCGGGUGUACCUUGACGCGAUGCUGGCCUUCACAGGACACCCUAGCCUCCACAUUUACAAUUUCACCAAUGGGCUCUGGGGGCAGCUCUUCCGACACGAGCACAUACCUCAGAGCAAAACCUCCAGCUGUACUGCGUCAUGGAUCACCAUCGUCUCACGAAUGGUCAUGAAGCAUGGGUAUCCCUCGAAGAACGACUCGGAGAGCUGUCAGUAUUCAAGGUUGGAUUUUGACAGCGAUGAGGACUAUUCAUAUUUCUUUUAUAAGGUGCGCUCGGAGACCCUAGAGACAAUCAAGGCCGCUUCCCUCCUGGCACCCGAGACCCUGUACAGCUUUGUGGAGGAGUGGCUUAAGAACCAGGUGAAAAAGGCAGCCGAUCAGGGCCAGCAAGAUAAACAACUGUGCAACCUCUUCUCGCCUUUCUACCUCGAGUGGGAAGCAUUGUCUCAGGUGUUGGAGAGUGUGAUGAGUAGAGUGAUGCAGAGUGAAGGUUACAAACCCACAGCAGAGAGUGGGCUGGAGCUGCUGCGUCUGUGCCUCUCGUACCAGACCACAGACCCACUUAUUCUGUCCACGCUGCUCUCCUGCAUAUCAGGGCUCUUUGUCUUCAUCCGACUAGUGCCAAGUGUGCUGCCGGAUGUUCUCAACAAAAUCUUCUCAGCCCUGACGUUCUCUUUGCCUGGCCAGACUAAAGACUCCCGGAGUAGGGCGGUCAAGAAUGUGAGAAGGCAUGGGUGCUCGCUUAUGGUGAAGAUUGCACGUAGCUACCCAGACAUCUUGCUUGAGGCCUUUGACUUUAUCAAUGGAGUGGUAGACAGUCUGAGCCACAACCCACAGGAGCUAUCCCAGAUGGAGAAGGUGACACUCCAGGAGUCCCUCAUGAUCAUCAACAACCAUUUCCACAACUUCGAGAAACAGAGUACCUUCAUUGGCAAGGUCUUAGGGCCUGUGUCAGAGAUUUGGCUUAACAUGAAGCAGCCCUUUAGCUCUCCUUUGGAUUUCAUGUCCUUUGUAGGACUGGACAAGGCGCCUGUUGAGCCCAGUGAGAAUGACGUCAACGGGCAGAACCGGGCGCAGAUCAUCUUCUGCGUCAACCUGAUUAUGGCUGUGAUAAAGCGUUCAGAGUUCCCCACUGACACUGAUGUAGCAGAACGUGGUGGGUUUAUUCUUGAACGCUCUGAUUCUGCUGUCUUCUGCCGCAAUCCUGCUACCCCACAUGUGAUGCCCUUGCUACACCAGCUCUUUUGUUUGGUGCGGCUUUUUAAUGCACUCUGGCAUCCUGAGGCCUUGGCCUGUGUCUCGCCAGGCUAUUCCAAGGCCCACAACCUUCCUGAAGCAGAGAGGAAUAAUAUUUUAGGAUUAGCAACUAUUAAUUCAUCAGAUCCAUGUAUAGAUUUCUCCAAGGUUCAGCAACCCCUGGAAAGGAUGCAGUUCUUCCUGUCGAUGAUGCACGACAACUGUUACCACAUCCUUGGCAAUGCAGGAGUGUCUCUUGGUCUCCAAUUCUACCAGCAUCCGCACCUUACAGACUACCUGGUGCACUCCUCCCUGGCCAACUUGCACCUCAUACCAGAUUACCGUCUCCGCCCAAUUAUUCGCACAUUCCUAAAGCCUUUCAUUCAGUGGUGCCCACCCCAGUGCUACCAGACAGUGCUCUUGCCCAUCCUCAACCACUUAUGUCCAUUUAAAGUACAGUACUAUGGUCAGUCCCCAUAUUAA